Messenger RNA from Spodoptera littoralis (African cotton leafworm), 1695 nucleotides. The record is from the annotation of a GenBank genome assembly. Lineage: Eukaryota; Metazoa; Arthropoda; Insecta; Lepidoptera; Noctuidae.
AUGUCAGCAGAUAAUAUUGAAAAGUUGUACCAAAAUUAUGGUAUUUUAGCCGACGCUAAAGAUGACAUCUCUAAGCAUGAAAAAGAAUACUUGGAAAUAUUGGCGGCGGUGAAGGGGUCGGAUAAGGAAAAACGGUUGGCAUCACAAUUCAUUGCGAAAUUUUUCAACAGCUUUCCUAAUCUCGCCGAUCAAGCUAUUGAAGCUCAAUUCGACCUGUGUGAGGAUGACGAUGUUGCCAUCCGGAAACAAGCUAUCAAGGACUUACCUACGUUGUGUAAAGACCAUAAGGAACAUACACAAAGAAUUGCUGAUAUCCUAGCUCAACUUUUACAGUCUGAGGAUACUACAGAGAUCAAUGUAGUGACUAGUUCGUUACUUACUAUUCUGAAGAUAGACCCAAAAGGUGCACUUACGGGUAUGUUCUCUCAAAUACACCAGAAUGCAGACAGUGAAGUAACUAAUGAGGUUGUAAGGGAAAGAUGUAUUAAAUUCUUGGCAUCUAAAGUAAAGCAACUUGGACGUGAAGUAAUUACGAAGGAAGCUGAAGACUUGAUUGUUGCUGAAUGCAAGAAACUUUUGGAGUUGCAAGAUGUUGUCGCUGAAGAAUUUGAGCAUAUUAUGGAGUUAUUGACAUGGUCAAAGUUAGGGAAGACACCUGCAGGGAAAAAGGAACUAGUACAGAUAGUUGCUGCUCUUGCAUUCACUCCUGAUGACUGGCAUCCAGAGGAUCCUGAAUAUGUGGAACGAGUUAUCCAGUGCACACAACAUGCUUUGCCAUUGUUCUCGGCAUUAGUGGAUUCUACUCAGUUUGUCAACUUUUUCUGCGACCACAUACUGCUAGGUUGGGACAAUAUUACCACACCAGAAGGCAUGGACCCAAAACUAGAACUGUUGAAGAUAUUUGCCGAGAUCACAGAACAUUGUGGUGAACUUGAAAAUCCACCAAAGAAAAUUGAUGCAGUUUAUGAAUUGCUAAUGAAAUACUUGCCAGAAGCACCAAUUGAGAAUGAAGUGGCUGAGGGUGAAAAAUCAGAAGACAAGCCAGAAGACUCGAAAACAGCGCCAUUACUACAAUUUUCUCAUGUUGAAUGCGCAUUAUUUGCCCUGCAUUCAUUAUGCCGUAAGGCUCCGGAAGCUCUAACUACAGAUGCUGCGAAAAUUAAGGCAUUGCGCCUGCGCCUACAAUACACCGCGCGACUUACUCAAGGAUACAUAAAGAAAUUGAAGGAAGUUACUCAGGGCCAAAAAGGUGAAGAUGCCAACUCGGAAGAAAACAAGCUCAAAAUAGCCGCGUUAAAGACUACUUCAAACAUCAACACACUCAUAAGAGAUCUAUUCCGUACUCCACCAAGCUUCAAGAGCAAAGUUCAAUUGUCAUUCCAUACCAAGAAAGUUGAUAAAGAGGAGAAACAAACUGCUGACCCAGAGACUACAAAACAAUCGCCAGGACAAAAACGACACCGUCCGAUUACCUUUGAUAAUGACAAUGAAAAAGAAUCGCCCGAGAAGAGAUCGCGUAGUGGAGACAGGAAUGUCAAAAUGUACACCCCACCUUCUGGAAAAUACAGCUCAAGGCUGAACAAUAACGGAAGAUUCUCUGGGAAUAAUUCUGGCGGAAGGGGAGGCCGAGGGGGUUAUGGUAGACGCGACUUCAGGAACAAUGGAGCACCUUUCCGAAGGCGAAACAACUAUUAA